Molecule: messenger RNA, 2247 nt
Organism: Vicia villosa (hairy vetch)
Lineage: Eukaryota; Viridiplantae; Streptophyta; Magnoliopsida; Fabales; Fabaceae
Exons: 6
Coding region: 1-2247 (748 amino acids)
Molecular function (GO): zinc ion binding
Source: RefSeq, a predicted model, not a curated record
AUGCUUCACCAAGUAAACUCUUCAUUUUUCACUGGUGAUGAUGAUGAGUAUAUUAGUGAAGAUUUAUUGAGCUCUGAUCCUGAUAACUCAGAGGAUGAAAAAGGGCCUAGGUUUGAGAAGUUUAAGAAGGAGAAGUUUAAUAAGGAUUUUAAGUUUAAGUGGGGUAUGGAGUUCAACACCUUAGAUGACUUUAGAGAGGCCAUCCGGGAGUGGACAAUAUUAAAUUGGAGAGAAAUUACUUUUGUAAAAAAUGAGGGGUAUAGAGUGAGGGUUGAAUGUAAGGCCAAAUGUGGGUUUUUAAUGAUUUGUUCUAAGGUGGGCCAUAAGCACACUUUUGCCAUCAAGACUAUAAAAGACACCCACACAUGUGCUAGGAUUUUGGACAACAAAAGUGCAAGUUCAAAGUGGGUGGCUAAGGCUGUGGUUAAAAAGAUGCAAACCUCUGACAAGGUAGGGAUCUAUGACAUAAUCCAAGACAUGAGGCAAAAUUAUUCUGUUGGGAUAACUGUGUGUAGGGCAUGGAAAGCUAAGUUGAUUGCAAAGAAAAUUAUUGAAGGAGAUGCAGACAAGGAAUAUGUAAACUUGUGGAGGUAUGCACUUGAGUUGCUUAGGGUUAAUCUUGGAAAUACUGUGAAGAUCAACAUAACCCUUCAUGGGGUAGAUGGUUUCCAUUUGAAAACCAAGUAUGGAGGUCAACUUUUGAUUGCUGUUGGAAGAGACCCAAAUAACCAAUACUUCCCCUUGGCAUUUGGAGUGGUGGAAACAGAAACAAAGGAAUCAUGGAGGUGGUUUAUACAAUUGUUAAUGGAAGAUAUUGGACAAGAUAAAAUAUAUGUGUUUAUUUCAGAUCAACAAAAGGGUCUGGUUGAAGUGUUUGAAGAAAUGUUUGAAAGAAUUGAACAUAGGUUAUGCUUGAUGCACUUGUAUGCAAAUUUUAAGAAAAAGUUUGAUGGUGGGGCAUUGAUAAGAGACUUAAUGAUGGGAGCAGCCAAGUCAACAUACCAACAAGCAUGGACAUUGAAGAUGAAUGAGUUGAAGGUUGUAGAUCCAAAGGCUUGGACAUGGCUAAUGGCAGUUCCUACUAAAUCUUGGUGUAAGCAUGCCUUUAGUUUCUAUCCUUGGUGUGAUGUACUUAUGAAUAACAUAGCUGAGUCUUUCAAUGCCACUCUUUUAAUUGCUAGAGAUAAACCUAUUUUGACUAUGUGUGAAUGGAUUAGAAAAUAUCUGAUGAAUAAGUGGAGUUCUUCUACAUUGAAGCUAGACAAGUGGCCACACAAAGUGAUGCAUAUUCUUAGGAAAAGACUAGAUAAUAAGGUAGCUAUGAGUGGUCAUUGGUUGCCAACUUGGGCUAUUGAAGAAAAGUUUCAGGUCACCCAUGCUUAUAACAGACAAGAAUUCAUUGUUGACAUUGCUAAAAAGUCAUGUACUUGUAUUCUUUGGAAACUAGUAGGUAUUCCAUGUAGACAUGUUGCCAUUGCAUUAGGGUUUAGACAACAGAACCCAAAGGAUUUUGUUUAUGAAUAUAACACAAGAUAUAAGUAUGCCAUGUGCAUGAUGUGCUAUGGAUUUGCUGUUAGUCCCAUAAAUGGCAAUGACAUGUGGCCUGAGGUUGAAGGUGAAGAGCUCCUACCUCCUAAUUACAAAAAGGGGUCUGGUAGGCCAAGGAAGUUAAGAAUUAGAGAAAGUGGUGAAGAAGGAGCCAAAAGAAGGUUACCUGGUGUAUCUUAUAGAUGCACUAAGUGUGACAAGGUGGGACAUAAUGUGAAGUCAUGUAAGAGCAAAAGACAAAAUCCAAAUGCAUUGAAAAGAAAGAAGAGAAUAAGACCAAAUGCAUGUGAAGAAGAAAGCCAGACUGGGAUAUUAUUUGGGGAUGUCAUUGAUGAUAUGAUUAGUAGCCUAUCAGACAUAAAUUCUCAUGUUCAAAGUCAAGCCUCAACAAGUAACUUAAACAAGGGUAAGGCAAAGAUAGCUGUCAAACCAAUUAGAAGGAGAUCGAGUGAGAGGAUAAAGGAGAACUGGUUCAAAAAACCUAAACCAUUCACAGGUCCUAGUUCUGACCCUGAGCAACCAAUAUGCAUAGACACUGAGGAAGAGGAGCCAUCAAAGACUACUCCUAAAAAGGCAAGGAAGGGUACUAAAGGUACUCCUAAGAAGGCAGAGAAUAGUACUCCUAAGAAGGCAGGGAAGGGUACUCCUAAGAGGGCAGGGAAGGGUACUCAUAAGAAGGCUACUCCAAAAAAGAAGUGA